AGUAUUGUGUGCCGGUAGGAAAGGUCAUUAAAAUGGCGGCGCCCAGGUGGCCAGUGAAAGGCGUGGCGUCACGUUGAUCUUGGACUCGCACUCUCUCGGGUGUGACUGAGGCGUCUCGGGCUGAAGCGAUGGCCUUUCCCGCGGACCAGCCGGGCUUCGGCGCGUCCCUCCUGGCUGGAGGGGUAGCAGGUGUCUCUGUUGACUUGAUAUUAUUUCCUUUGGAUACCAUAAAAACUAGACUCCAGAGUCCCCAAGGAUUUACUAAGGCUGGUGGUUUCCGUGGAAUCUACGCUGGUGUUCCUUCUGCGGCUAUUGGAUCCUUUCCUAAUGCUGCUGCGUUUUUUAUCACCUACGAGUAUACCAAAUUUUUAUUGAGAACCGAUUCCUCAUCAUACUUGGUCCCAGUUACUCAUAUGUUGGCUGCCUCUGCUGGAGAAGUAGUGGCCUGUUUGAUCCGUGUUCCUUCAGAAGUCGUGAAACAGAGGGCCCAGGUCUCUGCUGCUUCUGGGACAUUUCACAUUUUUUCCAACAUCUUGUAUCAAGAGGGCAUCCAGGGAUUAUAUCGCGGUUAUAAAAGCACUGUUUUAAGAGAGAUUCCUUUUUCUCUCGUGCAGUUUCCACUGUGGGAGGCCUUAAAAGCUCUCUGGUCACGGAAGCAGGACCAUGUGGUCGACUCUUGGCAGUCAGCAGUUUGUGGAGCUUUUGCAGGUGGAUUUGCAGCAGCCGUCACCACACCCCUUGAUGUGGCAAAGACAAGGAUUAUGUUGGCAAAGGUGGGUUCUCAUACUGCCAGUGGAAAUGUUCUGUCUGCCCUGCUCGAGGUCUGGAAGACACAAGGGAUCUCUGGAUUAUUUGCCGGCGUUAUCCCACGAAUGGCAGCAAUCAGCUUGGGGGGUUUCAUCUUUCUUGGCGCUUACGACCAGACACGCAGUUUGCUGUUUUAACUUGGCGAAGCAAGCCCGUGAAUCAUCUCCAAAGGCCGAGCCACCCUUCUUUCCAGAAGACACGUGUCUCCCACAUCCCCUCUGCUCCCCUGCACCUCCCCUCCUUUGUGUGAAGCUGAGGCUGGAGCCUUGCAGCAAAUUUUCUAGGAUCUGGAAAUCCAGUCUUGAUAAAAUUACAUUGAAAUGUCCUGUCCAUGGAGUAGGCUGAACCAAAGCUUUCUGAGGGGAUCCUCAGCCUUAUCCUCCACCCCGCUACUAGUGAACAAAUCAUGACCCGGAAGAUUUUUCACUUCCUGCCACCUGAGUCUCCAGACACAAAGAAAGUCCAUUUGUUUGGGGUUUGAUUCAUUUUGUGAAAGUUUAUAGCUUUGUUUAGACUCACAGGUGCAGAACAGACAUUCUUGCUCGGCAAUCAGGUCCGUGGCUUUAAUUGCCUUCAGUUUUCACUUAUAAACAUGCAGUUGCUCUCUCACCUCCAGGUUGAAUGGCCAGCCAAGCCAGCCAGCCUUUAGGGUGCGGGAUCAGCUCUGACUAUGGGGGGGAGGAAGUCUGCUCAACUGGAGUUCAGAAGUGUCGGGUCGGUCUAGGGGGUCUGCGUCUAACCACCGCCGCAAACCAGUGAAGACGAAAGUGCUAGAAUCAUCCAACUGAACAAAUCUCAUGGUACCAUAGAGCGACGAACACACUCACUUGGGUCAGUCACAGAAAUGAGACCCUCUAAGCGGGAAAGGCCUGUGCCAGGUAUGGAACUUCUCGUUCUGUCUGGCAACUGCGGCUGCAGCUCAGAUCUUAGCCUCUUCUGCGCCAUCACCACUGCAUGGAAAAUCCUGCUUCCUCCACCGAGAGGGAGAAAAGGCCUUCCCACCUGUUCCCACUCUUCUCCCCAAGAAAAGUUCAAAUCAGUCCAGGAAAAUUAAUAUUUAUAAAUGAACCUUUAUUAAAAGACACUUCAAUGCCAUUUGUUAGACACGUCAAUAUUUUACAUGUUUUUCAACGUACAACAUUGUACCAAAUUUUCUAUAAAUAAAUAACUUUGUACACAAAA
This is a messenger RNA of Antechinus flavipes (yellow-footed antechinus), 1989 nucleotides long. RefSeq names its product solute carrier family 25 member 26 (gene SLC25A26). Bases 129 to 944 code for a protein of 271 amino acids. Gene Ontology annotation, biological process: transmembrane transport. The transcript has 10 exons. Gene Ontology annotation, molecular function: S-adenosyl-L-methionine transmembrane transporter activity. Lineage: Eukaryota; Metazoa; Chordata; Mammalia; Dasyuromorphia; Dasyuridae. Gene Ontology annotation, cellular component: mitochondrial inner membrane. The record is from RefSeq and is a predicted model, not a curated record.